AAGCGAACGUGACUCGAGUUCUUGACUGUGUUCCACGCGGAUCUCAUGCGCACGAUGAUGCACUGGGAUCGAAUAGCAACACUUCAACGCCUCCUAGGAUUUUACUAGUAUUUUGGAAAGAAAAAUCAACAAGAAAAAGUGCUUGAGGAGGAAGGAAGUUGAAGAAUAGCACCAGUAGAGUAGAGUAGGGCGGCCACCAGGAGUCGAGUCGAGUCGGGAGGGACGACUUCCGCAAGUGCAAGUGCCAAGGUGAAGCCGCGCCAGCGAAGCGAAGCGAGCAACCCAAACAAGAAAAAAGAAUUCCAUCCAAAUCUCCACGCCGAGUCGCCGAUCCGCGCGCCCCCGCCCCACCGCCGGCGAGGCCUCCCCCGAUCCACCCACCCGCGCACCAGCCAAGCAGAGGCGCCGCCAUGGACGCCAGCAGGAAGAAGAAGUGGCUGGCCUGGGCGGUGGCGGCCGUCAUCUUCGUCGUCCUCAUGCUGGUCACGCCCGCCAUCCCGCAGAACGAGGACUACCACGACUUCGCCGACCAGCGCACCCUCUUCCUAGGUAUCCCCAACACGUUGAAUGUGAUUUCAAACAUCCCCUUCUUUUUUGUGGGUGUCACAGGCCUCAUCCUGUGCCAUUACAAAGAUUACUUCAGGCUCAGCUCACAGGGGGAGCUUUGGAGUUGGACGCUGUUCUUUGCUGGUGUCACUGCUGUUGCUUUUGGUUCUUCCUAUUACCAUCUCAACCCGAAUGAUGCCACCCUAGUUUGGGACAGAUUGCCGAUGACGAUUGCUUUCACCUCGAUCAUGGCCAUUUUCAUCAUCGAAAGAGUUGAUGAAAGAGCAGGAGCAAAGUCCCUAGCACCACUUGUGAUUGCUGGUGCCCUGAGCAUCCUUUAUUGGAGUUACUUUGACGAUCUACGCCCGUAUGCAGUAGUUCAGUUUGUUCCGUGCAUUGCUAUACCUGUAAUGGCUAUAGUAAUUCCGCCGAUGUAUACACAUUCAAGCUACUGGUUGUGGGCAGCAGGAUUCUACCUCCUUGCUAAAGUAGAAGAGGCUGCUGACAAACCUAUCUAUAGGUGGACUCAUCAGAUUGUUAGUGGUCAUUCUCUUAAGCAUCUAUGUGCUGCCAUGGUACCUGUUUUCUUGGCUCUGAUGCUUGCCAAAAGGACUAUUGAGCCAGAAAGGGUAAGUUUACUCCAGAAGUGGAAGAUUGGGUUGAUUACUGUGAAAGAAAGUCGUUCCAAGGUUGGGAAUACAGUCGAUGUCAAUUGCAACUAUGCUGUUGUUUCAACAUCAUCUGAACAGUGAAUAUACAUCUAGCAUUUUGCACACAUGUAAGGAAAAGAAGGCAGUGCACAUCCUUUACUUGGAAAUUCAUCACCACAGAUGAGUUUCAUCGCUGCUGAUCAUGGUGCCUGACAGUGUUGUAGAGAACAUUUACAAAAUAUUGUGCAUAGUAAUAAUAAAUGAGUGCUGAAACUCUCUCUUUCCCACCUUUCCCGUUUUUACCAAGAUGAUAUACUCAUGUACUAGGACAAUGGUGGUUAUAAUACCUACAUGUGUCUUAACUCUGUGGGGAUGCUAAACUCCUAUACUCAGGCCAUUAGGAUGUGGCUAAAAGAAAGAGCCCUGUAGUUCAUUUGUAAAAGAUGUUGAUAAGAGUAUCCUUCAUUGUUCGACCAAGGAUCA
This is a messenger RNA of Panicum hallii, 1679 nucleotides long. RefSeq lists its product as uncharacterized. The coding region runs from base 411 to 1298 and encodes 295 amino acids. The transcript is spliced from 7 exons. Gene Ontology annotation, molecular function: hydrolase activity, acting on carbon-nitrogen (but not peptide) bonds, in linear amides. The record is from RefSeq and is a predicted model, not a curated record. Gene Ontology annotation, biological process: ceramide metabolic process. Gene Ontology annotation, cellular component: membrane. Lineage: Eukaryota; Viridiplantae; Streptophyta; Magnoliopsida; Poales; Poaceae.